Molecule: messenger RNA, 3518 nt
Organism: Monopterus albus (swamp eel)
Lineage: Eukaryota; Metazoa; Chordata; Actinopteri; Synbranchiformes; Synbranchidae
Gene: sema3gb
Product: sema domain, immunoglobulin domain (Ig), short basic domain, secreted, (semaphorin) 3Gb
Exons: 18
Coding region: 486-2714 (742 amino acids)
Biological process (GO): neural crest cell migration; positive regulation of cell migration; axon guidance
Cellular component (GO): plasma membrane
Molecular function (GO): semaphorin receptor binding; chemorepellent activity
Source: RefSeq, a predicted model, not a curated record
GAGAGGGAAGGCUGGGUGGGGGCAGAACAGAAGGGAGAGGACAGCGGGGCACACUCUCUCCCAACACCUGCACCUGGUCACUUGAUUCACAUUCAAACUCACUCCAAAGGAUCAAUGGACCAGCGUCUUGCCCACAACACGGUGAUGGUUGCUGCUUUCCAGGCUUAAACUUUUGGCAAAGAGUGGAACAAGCGCUCGAGGUUCAGCUGUGUAGUUUUCUUUUUGUCUUCCAACACUGCAGGAAGACAUGCCGUCGGUUAAUAGCCGCUGAUUAGGCAGCGUUUUCUUCUUCUUCUCAAGGGGAAUUUGCAAAUCGGACUGUUCUGUGGCUGCACAGCGGUGCUGAGAGAGAUUUUCCAAAGCAGCUCCGGGGCGCAAAACGCGGGGAAUGCAGCGGUAACAUCCCGCAAGUUUUGGAUCUGAGAAACGUAGCGGCGAUCGUGAAAGUCCGAAACCAAAGAUUUAGAUCUCUGUGAGCUACCUGCAUGGCUGUUACCAUGACAGCAUUUGGAGCCCAAGUCUUCCUGUUGGCCUUGUGUGUUUACAGCAGCUCGGGCAUGCAGCAGUCUGCUCCGCGGGUUCGCCUCUCUUUCAAAGAACUGAUGGACACGCGUGCAGCACGUCCGUUCAGUUUCUCCUUCAACACUAGCGACUACCGCAUCCUCCUGAUGGAUCAGGAUCAGGGCCGUCUCUACCUGGGCAGUCGGGAGUACCUGGUGGCUCUGGACAUGCACAAUGUCAACAAGGAGCCACUCAUAAUUCACUGGCCAGCGUCUGCUAAGAGAAAAGGAGAAUGUCAGAUGACAGGAAAGGAGAGACAGGGUGAAUGUGCCAACUUUGUGAGGUUAAUAGAGCCAUGGAACCGCACCCACCUCUACACCUGUGGAACAGGGGCAUACCAGCCUAUCUGCACAUUCAUCAACAGGGGCUGGAGGGCAGAGGACUACCUUUUCAGGCUGGUGCCUGGGUACAUGGAUUCAGGGAAGGGAAAAUGUUCCUAUGAUCCCAAACAGGAGAGCAUUGCAGUUCUAAUCGAUGGGAACCUAUAUGCAGGGGUCCAUAUUGACUUCAUGAGUACAGAUGCAGCUCUGUUUAGGACCAUGGGAGGGAGGACAGCAAUCAGGACCGAGCAGUAUGACUCUAGGUGGCUCAAUGAGCCUGUGUUUGUUCAGAUCCAGCAGAUCCCUGACAGUGCAGAAAGGAAUGAUGACAAACUUUAUUUCUUUUUCCGUGAGAAGACUUUAGACGCCAGUGGUGGGACGAGCCCCAGCGUUAUAGCUAGGGUGGGAAGAGUGUGCCUGAAUGAUGAAGGAGGGCAGAAGUCCCUGGUGAACCGGUGGACGACGUUCCUGAAGGCUCGUCUUAUCUGUUCAGUGAUAGGAGAGGAUGGAGUGGAGACACGCUUUGAUGAACUACGGGAUGUGUUUAUUCAGCCCACACAGGAUGAACGAAACCCUAUGGUGUAUGCUCUCUUCACUACAGCAGGCUCUGUGUUCAAGGGCUCAGCAGUCUGUGUGUACUCAAUGGCUGAUAUCCGCAAUGUCUUCAAUGGACCUUUUGCCCACAAACAUGGUCAUAAUUACCAGUGGACAGAAUACACUGGCAAGAUUCCCUACCCACGGCCUGGAACAUGUCCGGGAGGGACCUUCACUCCUGGGAUCCGUUCCUCCAAGAACUUUUCAGAUGAGGCUGUGAAUUUCAUUAGAGCACAUCCCCUCAUGUUCCAUCCGGUUUAUCCUAUUCAUCGCCGCCCCCUGGUGGUGAGAACUGGCGUGGACUACCGCUAUACUGCCUUUGUGAUGGAUCAGGUGGAUGCUGUGGAUGGACGCUACGAGGUGCUCUUCCUGGGCACAGAUCGAGGCACUGUGCAAAAAGUAAUUGUUUUGCCUAAGGACCCCACCAGCAUGGAGGAACUCACACUGGAGGAAGUGGAGGUUUUCCGGACCAGAGCUCCAGUCAAAACAAUGAGGAUAUCUUCUAAAAGACAACAGCUGUACGUGUCAUCGGACGCAGGGCUGACCCAGGUGUCGCUGCACCGCUGUGGUGUGUAUGGCAGGGCUUGCUCUGACUGCUGUCUGGCCCGGGACCCUUACUGUGCCUGGGAUGGAGAGAGCUGCUCUGCCUUCACCCCAUCCACCAAGAGGAGGAGCAGGAGACAGGAUGUUAAACAUGGCGAUCCACUGAGGCAGUGCAGAGGCUUCAAUGCCAAAGUGGAGAAACGUCUGAGAGAGACGGUGCAGUUUGGGGUGGAGGGCAGCAGUACCUUCUUAGAAUGUCAGCCUCGCUCUCCCCAGGCCACUAUCAAGUGGCUCUUCCAGAGGGAGGGAAGGAGGAAAGCGCUAAACCGUGUGGGAGGCAUUCUGAAGACCAACCACGGUAUCCUUCUGAAGUCUCUGAACCAGUCAGACUCGGGGCUGUACCACUGCCUCGCCACAGAGAACAACUUUAAACACACAGUGGCCCGUGUGGCGCUGCGCAUCCUGGACCGAGACAUUGUUAUAGCUCUCACCACUCAAGAUGAGGAUGAAGAGCCAAAAACCCGCCAAGUGGAACCUUACCCGCAGCCAUCCAUCGCCUCCACACCCUUCCCACCUGAGAUAAGACUGAUUAACCAGUACUGCCAGUCCUACUGGGAACAACUCAACCCCAAACAGCAGCAGCGCAAACGUGCAAGCCGCAGGCACACGGAGAGCCAGGACCAAGGUCUGGGCUAGAGGUGGGACUGAUGUCAUCUGGAAUUGGUGGACGUUUACAUUUGACACGCAUGUUUGGGUGUCACCUCACUUCAUUAGGCAGGUGAUGCUGUCUUGCAAAUUACAAAUUACUAUAUUGGUGGUUUUGCAAGUGUCAGCCUAAAUACAAAUUUUGAUUAUUUUACAUUACUGAUGACUGCUUUUCAGCAAAUACUGUAUGUUUUUUGGAUUGAUUUUCCAUCUUCCAGAUAUCUGUUCCCGUUGUUUUGACGUUUAAACUGACUUGGACUUGAUACGUUCUCAAGACUGAUCACCUGUCACAGGGCUUGUUUUUCUUGUUGGUUCAUUCAGGUGCUUGUAGAAUCAAGAUACAAGGUAAAACUUUUUAAUGCAAGAAACUUAGAAAAAAACCCAUAAUUUUCAUAAAGCCCAUGUUUCCAGAGGUGUGAAAACGCAGCUCGAUUACCAUAAUGUCACUGUGACAGAACACUACGUUGCUCAUUGAUCACACAGGUUUGUUGUUUUUUGGAAAAUGUUAGAUUGUGAUGUAAAGUAAAUGCAAAUGUGGUUAAUGUGCUGUAACAUGCAAAACCAUAAGUAUGGUCUGUUUAAGUAUCUUGAAACACAAAUGUAAUAUAUACUGAUUAUGAAUAUAAUAUAUUGUCAUUGGAUUACUCUUGUAUGAAGUUUUGUGAUGAUAUAAAAGCAUGUGUUGUACAUUUUACUGUUCUGUUUUCAGCCUUGGCGUGUAGUGAUGUUUGUAUUGUGUAAUGUAUUUUGUUAAGCUAAUUUCCAUGUUGUCAUAUAAAGACUCCCUUACUGUCC